CGUAUAUGGAUAGCUAGGUUAUUGUAACGCUAGUGAACAACUGCGCUAAAAAGGGUAUUAGCAGAUAAAAGAAAAUACAGACACUCGCAAAGUUUGAAUGGCUACUUUAGUAGACAACUUAAUUGAAGAUGAAGCCGAAAGAGAGAGACUUCUUGCUAAGCCCACCUGCUUUAUCAUCGUUGGAAGACCGGGUGUUGGCAAAUCCACCUUGGCCAAAAAAAUUGCAGAGUCCUGGAGGUGUAUCCUUAUUGAUGAUACCAAUCUUCUCAACACACACAUAAAAAAUGAAACAAAAGAGGGCCUGGAGCUUUUGGACAUCUUAUCUGAGGGAAGAAGUGUACCAGAGAAUGUGGUGCUGAAGCUGAUUCUUGCCAGGCUUAACUCGCCAGAUGUGGAGCACUAUGGUUAUGUACUGAGCUGCCUGCCGUUCAUGUCAGAAGAGCAUCUGAAGAUUAAUGAGCAGAUUGAACUGAUCAAAAACCUCAAGCUAACGCCUGAUAUUAUCAUUAACAUCAAGUGUCCAGACAAGGACCUUGUCCAGAGGCUAUCUGGUCUGAAGCAGGACCCAGAGACAGGGCAGUUUUACAACAGGGAUCAGUGGCAGCGUGAAGAGGUGUAUAACAAGGAGAAGAAGAGCAAGGAACAGGAUGCAGAGGAUGCAGAGGAUGUGGAGGAUGUGGAGGAGCAGGAAGAGGAACUCUCAAAGGAUACCAAUGACAGAAUGGUGUGGACACCAGAGUAUUUGGCUAAAAAUGCUUUUGUUCGAAUUAACAUGUACAAGGAUAACAUGCUUAGACCACUGGAGGACUACAUGGCAAACCACAACCCUCUCUACCUUUUGGAGUUGGAUGGAAAUAAUUCAACAGAAGAGUGGCACUUGUCUGUUAUGUCGCGUCUCGAAACUUUGGCUAUAAAUCGCGUCCCCGUUCCAGUCCUCCUCCACCAGACUGAGGAUGAGGAAAUGCCAGAGGACGUUAGCACGGAGGACCUACUGAGAAUUAUGUCCUCUUACAGGAUUAUGGUCCCUGGCUUUAGGUGGAGAAGGAGCCGCUGGGGCAGAACUUGCCCUGUUGCUUUGAAAGAGGGCAAGGUCAUUCCUGGCAAGCCACAAUUUAGUGUGGGAUUCCAGGACAAACUGUACAUCCUUUCGUCAGCGGAGGCACACCAUAAAUUUGUCACAAACCCUCGCCCUUACCUGUUACCUCCAAUGCCGAGGUUACCCUGCAAAGUUUCAAUCAUUGGGCCUUCCCUUGCAGGGAAGACCACCUUAUGUAAACUUCUAGCUCAGCACUAUAACACAGCGGUAAUUGACAUGGAGGAACUGUUGCAGCCAGUUUUGGUCAAGGCUAAAGAGGAGAGGAUUAAUAAAAUUAAAGAGGAGACAACACAGGCUGCUAUAGACAAAAUCAAAAUGAAGAUGAAGGAAGAUGGACAAAAUUCAGUGACAGAGGAUCAUCCACUGGUGCAAGCCAUGGUACUCAGUGCUGUGCAGCAAGCAAAGCAAUCGAGUACUACUUAUUUUGGCUUGUAUGCUGAGAUACUAGAGAAGCGUAUAAAAGAGAUUGAAGAGGUGGAGGGCAAGACUGGGUGGGUGCUUGACAACUUUCCCAAGAACCUUUCCCAGAUGGAUGCCUUACAGCAAGCUGGACUUCUGCCAGAGGUCUUCUUCUGUCUCACAGACAGCGAUGGACACCAGGUUUUGAGAAGACUUUAUGAGAUGAAUAAAGAAAGUGUAAAGAACACUGUAAAGAAGUUAGAGGAUGAACAGUCUCAGGCGAUAGAGCUCUCAAACCAAGAGGAGCAAGAAUCAGAGGGGCAAUCAAAUAUGAAGACAGUUAUGGGAGAAGCUCAUGAAGAUCCUAAGGAAUUGAACACCACCAGCUCUGCAAAUCCAAAUGCAGUACAAAAAGAAGCAGUGGUAGUACAUGAUGAUUCAGAGUUGAGCUAUGCAGAUAGCCCCGAGAUGAACGAGUAUAAACUGCAGUUACGACAGUUUGUGGGUGAAUGGGAGAAAAUGCAGUCUGGUUUAACGGUAACCCACUGUACCCUGGAGAUUGGCAGGAAAAGCCCAGAGAACCUGCUUCAAGAGAUGAUCCAGCAGAUGGACAAACCCUUUCAGUAUGUGUCCUGGGAGUUAUCAGAGGAGGACAUGGAAAAAGACGCAGAAGAUAUAGAGGCCUUAGCUCAGCUGGAGAGAACAGAGGAAGGCAGUGAUGAUGAUUAUUCCCUAGGGGAAAGAGAUGAAGGAGACACCACGACCAACAGAUUCUUAGGUGACACCCAGCAUUUCUGCCCUGUUGUCUUAAAAGACCAUAAUGUCCUGCGACCCUGUACCGAUGAAAUUGCAGCUAAGUAUCGUGAGAAGACCUACUACUUCUCCAGCUUAGAAGCCAGGGAAUCAUUUCUUCAAAAUCCUGAUCAAUUUGUUGCACACACUGAGCCUCUCAAGCCUCCUGCUCUGCGGAUCUUUUUGCUCGGCAGCGGAGGCUCAGGCAAGACGACUAAUGGGAAGUGGCUUGCACAGCAGCUUGGACUCUUCCAUAUCCAGUUCAGAGAGCAGCUCCAAAUGCUCAUAAUGGCCAAGACAAAGAUGCGGAUACCUGAUGCUGAUGAGUUAGUGCUCUUACAAGAUGAUUCUGAAGACUUGGAUGCCAAAAUAAUGGAAGCCAGGGCGGAGGACGAGAAGGAGUCAGAGGAUCCCUAUGAUAACAUGAAUGAGACGGAGCAAGAAGAACUGACUGAGGAUGAAAUGGCCAUCAAAGCCUACCUAUCUGAUGGAGAUCCUCUCAAUCCAAAGAUUCUGGACAUGACUAUUGCACCAUACUGGAAACAUGAACCAUACAAGUCUACAGGUUUUAUUUUGGAGGGCUUUCCUAUUGAUCUGAAUGAGGUGCAGUACAUGUUUGAGCAAAAGUUUUUCCCUGACGUUGUGGUAAUGAUGGAAGUGGAUGUUGAGGAUGUCCAGAGUCGUCUGUUGCCACAGUACCUGGAGAUUUGGCGUGAGCGUCGAAACAAACGUGAAGCACAGCUGAAACUCCUUCAUGACCUGCGUAAAAAAAAACGGGAGGAGGAUAUUUCCAAGAGAAAAGCUGAACUCAUGGCAGAGCAAGAUUUAAAGGCAACUAAAAAAGAGCUCAGUUUUCAAGAUGGCACAAAAGAUGAUGAAGAGCAUGAAACUGCAGACAUAGAGGAGAUGAUUGAGGCCCUGCUGGAGGAGGAAUUUCCUGCAGAAGAGGAUGAGGAAGACAUCGAGAAUGAGGAGACUGAGGAACUAGCUACCAACAGGCUGGAGAUAGGAAUAAAAGAGCGUUUUGUGACACAAGAGACCAACCUUAGUUCUGUGAUGGAACUCCUAGGUGAACACAAUAUACCCAGAAUGGUCAUCAAUGCGUCUCGCAAACUACGCAUUGUUCAGUGUCAGCUGCUCAAGAAAAUCAAACCCUUGUUGACCAACAGGGAGUCACUCUUCCAAAAAUGCCACCCCAUCCCCUACAGCCUGGCAUGCAAACUGCUGCUCUCCUCUUUUAAGUUCUUCAGUGCCUUUGGCUUCCUGGACCCCAUCAAGCUACACAAAGAAAGAGACCUGAUCCAGCCUCUGAAGUGGCCUUUCAACACAACAUACCUCCUGCUGUUCCAUCAGUAUAUCUACUUCUUUGCAUCUAAGGAGAACUGUAACACAUUUAUGCUCAACCCCUUAAAGUACCUGCGGCAGCCCAAGCCCACCACGUCACUUCCUAUUAAAAUAGCAGUGACUGGACCUCCAAAAUCUGGAAAGACCACCGUGGCACAAAUUUUUUCUCAGAAAUAUGGCUUGGCUCAGCUGUCCAUUGGUAGCGUUAUGCGUAUGGUGCUUGACACUCAGGGGAACACCGAUCUGGCUAUUCAGAUGAAAGAGUAUCUCUUACAGGGCCUUGUUGUGCCUGAUGAACUGGCCAUUCAGUGUCUGGAGGUGGCACUGAUGAACUCAGUCUGUAGCAUGCAAGGAUAUGUGCUUGAUGGGUUUCCAAUGACCCUUAAGCAGGCAGAACUGAUGGGGUCUCAGAGCAUCAUCCCCAUGAUAGUAGUUGAGCUAGAGCUGGACAUAGUGGAGGUGCUGAAGAGAGGUCUUGCAGACAAGAUGAAGCCCAACAAGCCUCACUUGACGCACGAUAGCUCUGAGAUCCUACACAUUCGUAAUUCCUGCUACAAGAAGGAGGUGGUGCAUGUGAGGCAUCACUUCCAACAACAAUAUCAAAACUGCUUGCUUCUCAAUGGCCUCAAGAGCAAAUGGUGGAUCUGGGACAGAAUGAUAAAAGAGGUCAGCACCAGCAUGAAAUAUAUUCAAACUUACCUGGACAGGAUACAGAAGGGGCAAGCAGCCUGCAUCAACAAGCUGUGCAUCACACCCAAGGAGUUUGACUGCCGACUUGGAGAGUUUGGCCAGUACUGCCCUGUCUGCAUGGCCCUACAUUACCACCUGGUGGACAUCUCAGAAACUGCAGCAUUGACUCAUGCGGCUGAGUACAGGGGACAUUAUUUCAAGAUGUGUGAUGAAAACCAUUUAGAGAUGUUCCUGUCUACUCCUGAUCAAUUUGUCACACCUGGCUGCCCGCACACCCUCCCAAAACCCCACCUCUUGCCAAGGAAGCUGACUGAGAUACACGUGAAGAACAGGUUUCCACAGCAAGUUGAGAUGAAGGGCUACUGUCCUGUUACUUACCUGGAUGGAAAGCAGAGGUACGAAGCUCUGGUUCGAGGAAAGAUGGAAUAUGCUGUGGAGUACAGAGAACGAAUUUAUAUUUUUGAGACCAAGGAGAAACGGGACAAGUUCAUGAGGACUCCUGAAACCUACUGGGCCCAAAAGCUGCCCAUUAAAGUUCCUCCCCUUUCUGAACCUGUACAUCUCACCUCCCUUCCAACGCUGGGCUACCUGGAGCAGGGUGUGGCAGAAGCAGUGAUCAAGGCAAUGACAGCUGCCGGGUGUCUCAAACCAAAGCAUCCUUAUCUCAGUUUAAAGAGAUCAGCUCUCAGUUAUGUGGCCUUGUAUUUGAAAGCUUUCAACCACAGGAGUACAGACUCCAUUCGCCAGAUGUACAAAAAGAAGCUGGCCUCAUUUGAAGAGAACUGCAUGCUCAUCCCCUACCUGAGCACUGUAAUGAAGGGGAACUACAGGCCUCCCAGUGAACGCCCGAUUGACUUUGAGUUCAAGCUGAACAGGUUUUUGGCCUUAAGCGACUUGCCCGGAGCUAAUGGCGUACAGCUUGAUUAGUACUUUUGACUACAGCAUUGUCAUUGUACUUAACGUGAUGUGGUAAUCUGAGUCUGCAAUACAAUUACAUUAAAAAAAA
Messenger RNA from Maylandia zebra (zebra mbuna), 5327 nucleotides. RefSeq names its product adenylate kinase 9 (gene ak9). NCBI's taxonomy places the organism in Eukaryota, Metazoa, Chordata, Actinopteri, Cichliformes, Cichlidae. The record is from RefSeq and is a predicted model, not a curated record. Gene Ontology annotation, biological process: nucleobase-containing compound metabolic process. Gene Ontology annotation, molecular function: ATP hydrolysis activity; nucleobase-containing compound kinase activity; ATP binding.